CGUGCUGGGAGCGGUAGGCAGGUGCAUGCUGGGAGUUGGCCAGCGAGCCGUGCAGGAGGAGCAGAGUCUCUUGCUCCGACAGCGGCCCCCCUGCCAUGCCGGCCACCUGCUCUGCGUGCUGCACCAGCCCGGCUGCCCUGCGGCGCCCCAAGACGGGCCACGCCCUGUGCCGCGCCUGCUUCCUGGCGGCCUUUGAGGAGGAGACGCACCAGGCCAUCGUGGCCGGGCGGCUCUUCCAGCCCGGCGAGACCGUGGCCAUUGGCGCCUCGGGGGGCAAGGACUCCACGGUACUGGCCCAUCUGCUGCAGCUCCUUGACCAACGCCACGGCUAUGGCCUGCACCUGCUGCUGCUCUCCGUGGACGAGGGCAUCGCCGGCUACCGCGAUGCCUCCCUGGCCGCCGUGCGCCGCCACCAGCGCCGCUCCGGCUUGCCCCUGCACGUGGUCUCCUACCGCCAGCUCUACGGCUGGAGCAUGGACCGCAUCGUCCGCCACCUCGGCCCCCGCAACAACUGCACUUUCUGCGGCGUCUUCCGGCGCCAGGCCCUCGACCGGGGCGCCCUGCUGAUGGGCGCCGACAAGAUCGCCACAGGGCACAAUGCAGACGACGUGGCCGAGACAGUGCUGAUGAACUUCCUGCGGGGUGACGUGGGUCGGCUGCGCCGGGGGGCGGGAGUGGGGCCGGCGGGGGGGGAAGGGGCCGUGCCCCGCUGCAAGCCCCUGCGCCACGCCUACGAGAAGGAGAUCGUCCUCUACGCCUACUUCCAGGGCCUGGACUACUUCAGCACCGAGUGUGUCUACGCCCCCCAGGCCUACCGCGGCUACGCCCGCGCCCUGCUCAAGGAUCUGGAGGCUGCCCGGCCUAGCGCCGUGGCCGACCUGGGCCACUCGGGCGAACGGCUCUCGCUGCGCUCUGACCUCCGCAUGCCGGCCCGCAGCACCUGCCAGCGCUGUGGCUACGUGGCCAGCCAGACCCUGUGCAAGGCCUGCGUCCUGCUGGAGGGGCUCGAACGCGGCCUGCCCAAGCUGGGCAUUGGCAAGCACCGGCGCCUGCGGGACAAGCUGCGGGACGGGCAGCCCCUCACCCAGGAGGAGCUCAGGCGCCUGGGGGCCCCGGCCGAGGGGGAGCCGCCGGAGGAGCAGGAGCCUCAGGGGGAGCUGGGGACAGACGAGGAGCCAAGGGGUAGACAGGAGCUGAGGGGCCCACGGGACCUGGACUUCUGAAGUGGUGUGGGGUGUGCCACUGAGAACAGCCGUGCUCCUGUCCACGCUCGGGGCGGGGGGGAGUGGGAUCCAAUAGGAUAGAACGGGGGGGCUGGGAGCCAGGACUCCUGGGUUCUCUCCCUGGCUCUGGGAGGGGAGUGGGGUCUCAUGGUUAGAGAAGCGGGGCUGGGAGCCAGGACUCCUGGGUUCUAUUUCCAAGUCACUGUGUGACUAGGUAAGUCACUUUUACCUUGCUGUGACUCAGUUGCCCCCCCCCCCCCCCCAGAAUUGAGAUAAUGCAGCUUAUACUUUGUAAACUGCUUUGAGAGCUGUGGAUGAGAAGUGCUUAGUGUGAACAAGUGGUGCAUGGUUCUCUUCUGUACCAGGAGAUUACGAGGACAUGUGAAAGAGCUGAUAAUAAAACUGUUUGCUGAAGAAGAAAUCACGCGGUAAACAGCAUCUCUAACCUUUGGCAAUCAUCUAACAAAAGCCAGACGGGCACUUAAGAAAAUUCACACGUCAAGGGGGCAAAGGUCCAAACUUGAGAUGAGAUAUUUCAAAACGAUUGAAAGGAAACAGCUUGAGGGACUGGCACUGAAGAAAAAGUUUUCCUCAUGUAAAUAUUAGAGAGUUUGGACUUUUCAUUCUGAUUUAGGACUGGGUAAAUUUUUCCUGAAAGUCUUGGGGCAGGGGAAACCUACAGCAUUUGUGGACUGAUUACACAGCCCCAAGAUUUUGCCGGCUCACAGAUUGCCUGCUUCAAAAUACUAGGGUCAGAGGUGAUGAGAAGAUUUUUACAGAAAUGAUUUUUAGUAAAUCCCCCCCUGUAGAACUGAACGGUGGGUAGGAACCUUUUUCUGCCAUUCCCAUUCUGUAGUGGGGAUGCAAUUUCCAUUUAUUCUCUAGAACAGGAAUUCUCAAACUGAGGGUCCUAACCCAAAAGGGGGUGGCAAGGCUAUUAUAGGGGGGUUGUGAGACUUAGGGGUACCGUAUUUGAAGGACACUGUGAGGGGAAAAGGGGAACUGGUGUGGCAGUGCAUACAGCUUUCUGCCCACCCAGUUCUGAAGGCAGUGCUGCCGCCAGCAGCAGCAAGGGUGGCAAUGCCUUACACCUAGGAGAGGACAAGGUUUCACUUUUACUACAACUCAGCAGCAAGAAACGCAAAGUGGGGACGUAGGAGGACAGUUUGCACACCAGUGUAGCCUUUUAUUUCAUUUAACAUGAAUUUUGUAACGUAUCACACCACUGUGGGUUCAGAUCUAGCAGUGACAGUUUCAAGCUUAACAGGGAAAGUCACCUCGGCUACUUGCUUUAGAUAUAGAGUCUCUCGGAACACAAAGACCCCAAGGGUAGAGACUACGCAGGCAUUCACAAGUACAAGGUCUAGUCUGUUUUAUAGGUUUUAUUAAAGUUACAAUUCAAGUUAUUACCCAAGCUGAUCGCAAUUCUAGACAGACCUGUGCACAAGUUACAAAUAUUGUUAUAUUCUCAUCCUUACCAAUAGUCUUAGGUCUGAUGGGUCUCAUGUUUUUAUCAGAGGGAUGGUUCCUGCUGGAGAUUCCCAUAGCAAGCUCAAUUUUCCCGCUCUUGGCAUCCUGGUUUUAUAAUGUGAUUCUACCUAUAGCGAUUUUCUGUGCAUGAACAUGAAAGAGUCACCCCUCUUUUCCCUUAUCUGUCCCCUUCAAACUUAAGGGACCCUGAUUUCUAUAGGUUGCAUAGGCUCUCUUCAUUCUCAUUAGCAUUGACGCACAGCCUGUAUCCUGUGGUUAAGGCACAUGCUGGAAACAGCUAUGCCUUUACAGCAUUUUUUGGAUUUAAAAUUCAUCUUCCAGUUAAUUUUUCUCAUUACCCCUUGGCCCCUCUUUCCCCAUUAUCUUAGGGCUUCGGGUUUUUCUUCGCUUGCUUACUUAUCUCCGCAUUUCUUAACUCCAAGGCCUAAAAUAGCGAAGCUAAAAUUUUGCAGGCCUUAGCCUGCAGGCCUUGCAUUUCAACCCUACUUACUCAGAUACUUAAUACAUGAUUAUUCCCUCUACAUGCUGAUCAAUCUUAGACUUCUAUAAUCCUACAAUGUAACUGUUUAGCAUACAAUGAUUAUAUAGGACAUAACAUGUUAGCUAGUCAGAACAUCAUGCAAUAAAUGAACAAUAAACUAAAAUCAUUGGCUAUGCCAGGCCAGAGAGAGAUGAGGACAGAGCUGAAGCCAGUACAGGCUCCCACCAGCCCAGGUCCAGAGACCAGUAGGCACUGGGGGGUGAAGUGUGCCAGCAAUGCCCAGACAGAUGUGGCUGGGUUGAGGUUGCCAACCCUCCAGCAUUGGCCUGGAGUCUCCUGGAAUUGACAUUCAUCUCCCGGUGACCACUGAAAGCAAUCUGGGAAUUAUAAUAGGAUAUUUUAAGAAAAUGACAUUACAUCACGUUGGGGAAAAUUUUUUCCCAGAAUAGCUUCAGUCAGAGUUGGCAGCCCCAGGCUGGGUGAGGGAGCUGAUCUCCAGCCUGGGCAGGGUAGGGAAGAAGCCACUAGGGGAUUCAGCGCCAUUGAUUGCAGGGAUAACGCAGACGUGCGUCAUUUACUGCUCCUGUGAGUAUGUCCAGUGAUUUGCUGUCACUUCUUGUUGGGGGGGGGGUGUAAUCAUAUUUUCAAAGGGGGACCCCUGCUCUAUAAUGGAUUUAAACCACCAGCCGCCCUUUAGGACAGUAUUUUCCAUCUGAUUCUCUAGGCCGGAGUGUCUCAAGUCUUUUCUGCACUGGAGCUCACCAUGGUCCUAUAGGCCCUCACCCCCACCUCGUCUCGGUUUCAGAUAAUAGACCCUGAAUUUAAUCCUAGCAAAGGUCAGGAAAACUACUGUACCUCUGAGCUCCGCUCUAGCUCAAUUGCCAGAUCGGGGCUGGAAGUGCAAAACCCUGAGGUAGGUUCUCUUGGCUGUUGGAAAUGGCCAUUUCGUCAAAAUCAAAAUGUUCGGUGGGGAGGCGUGGAUUUGGUAGUUGGGGUAUCUAAAUGAAUUAUUUAGACAUUUUCAUCUCAGGUGCUAUUCUAGCCUGCUGGCUGAGUCUCUUUCUGGGACUCAGUGUCCCCUUCUCUAAUAUGGGCGUAUUGAUGCACUGUGAGAUCCACAGAUUGAAAACACCAGCUCGAGGGGAAGAAUGGCCCAGUGGUUGUUGGGCACUAGUCUAGGACUUGGAAACUCAGGCAAUUCUCUGCUGCACUACAGACUUCCUGCAUGGGCUGGAGCAAGUCACUUUAGGCAUCAAGAUUCCACUGAAAUCAGCGAUGCUGCCUGAGUCUGCACAGAGCCCAACGUAGCAGUAGGAUUUUAUGUUUGUAUUUUAUAUAAUUUAGAAUGAAGAAUAAUAAUGUAGCGUGUA
Messenger RNA from Dermochelys coriacea (leatherback sea turtle), 4565 nucleotides. RefSeq names its product cytosolic thiouridylase subunit 1 (gene CTU1). The transcript is spliced from 4 exons. The record is from RefSeq and is a predicted model, not a curated record. Gene Ontology annotation, cellular component: mitochondrion; cytosolic tRNA wobble base thiouridylase complex. Lineage: Eukaryota; Metazoa; Chordata; Testudines; Dermochelyidae. Gene Ontology annotation, molecular function: tRNA binding. Gene Ontology annotation, biological process: tRNA wobble position uridine thiolation. Bases 96 to 1223 code for a protein of 375 amino acids.